GACUCGGAAGACCGGUGCAACAUGGAGGAACAAGUUAUCAGAGAACUCGAAAAUGCCUCUCAGAUUGUGCUGGCUCCUCCCAAUCUUGUGACACACGAACAGAGACAAGCUGCAGAAUUGGUUAUUCUCCAGUUCAGGAAAACCAAACUACCAUAUAACAUUUGUAAAACAAUACUAGAGACAUGUAAGACAGAUUAUGUUCUGUACCAGGCAGCUACAACUAUUCAAGAGAGUGUGUUAAGGGAGUGGUCAUUACUUGGUGCCGAGGACAUUGAAUCUUUGCGAGCUUUCCUUCUCCGAUAUAUAACACAGCAUAUAAGCUUGCAGAGCUAUGUCAGAGAGCAAGUUUUACAGACAGUUGCUGUCAUACUAAAAAGAGGGACACUAGACACGAAGGGGGCGCGGCUUGAUGGACUCUUCCAGGAUGUCACUCAACUUAUCAGUAGUGGAAAUGUCACAAUGCAAUUAGUGGCGUGUUCAAUGUUGACAGCAUUGUUGAAUGAAUACUCCAGCUCCAGUAGAACUAGCAGUGUUGGAUUUACCUGGGAGUUCCAUACCAAGUGCAAACGUGCUUUUGAGGAAAAUGACUUGCAGAAGGUGUUCCUGUUCUCACUUCAAGUCCUAAAUGAAAUAGAGAAACAACCAUCACCACUGCCUCGAGAGACAACAGCUGUUCUCAACAGGUUCCUCGGUAUUACAGAACAAGUUCUCUGCUGGGAGUUCACGCCAAAAACUAAUAUGUUACGGCGGAAUGUUGGAUAUUUUGAUAAAGACCAGAGUGUUACAUUGAAGCCUCAUGACAAAUGGAGGGAAACGUUACUCGAUCCAACACUGAUUCAACUUAUAUUCACGAUACAUCAGAAAGCACGUCACAACUCAGAUAUGGCGACCCACUCAAUACAGUGUCUUACACAACUGGCAUCACUAAAUGGACCUGUGUUCCCAGAUGACAGAGCUCGGACACAGUACCUCACUACCUUCAUAGAAACACUUCUAAAUUUACUCAACAGUGUAGACUUACAGGACUAUGAAUGUCUAGGAGUGGCUUGUGUAUUUAAGAACCUAGUAAUGAUGUUCCCAUCUUUAUGUUUGUCCUCUCUACCAGAACAGCUAUACAGCAAGUUUAUAGAACGCUUACAGAAAUUAACAUGUGCUUUUGGUCGAGAGGCUGCUCUGGAAGAAGAGAUGCACAAAGAGGAUACAGUACACAUGGAGGCAUAUGAGAAACUGUUGGAGACAUGGAUGGAACUUCUGACAACAAAGAAAGACAACAUACCAAUGGAGAUAAUCAAGUUCCAUGCUGUACAGGUGUUCAACUCGUACGUACAGUGUCAUAUCAGCCCACCUGAUGGAUGCAGAGUUCAGAACACUCAAGAUUCCCGGCCUGAUGAUGAUGAUAUAGAUGAGAUAGAGGAAGAUGACCGUGACAAGUUUGCUGACCAGUUGUGUAGUGUCGGUGCUCUUGGACGAUUGACAAUAGAAAAUAGCAUAAGUAUGAUCACUAGAGCAAUGGAGGAUCGUAUAACCCGAUUGCACGGACAGCUACAAAGAAUACAUCAGGCACGUAUGGCCUCUGGUAACAUGAACAGCAGCUUCGAUAACACCCUUAUAACAGUAUUACAUGAAGAUCUACACUGGCUUACUCUAAUCACAGGUCAUGUUUUAACAGAGGAGUCAGAAGGGGAGACUCCAAUGAUACCAGCUGAUGUUAUGCAUUUUUCUAUCAAACAGUCAACAGAGAUAGACCUAAACACAACACUCAAAGUUCUUGGGUCCCCCUCGGAUAAUAUUGAUACAAUACCAGGGGCCUCUACACAUACCGAUAAUGUCAUAAGGUUAAUCUCGGCUAUAUUCCGGUUGUGUGAAGUUGAAAAGAAAGCCAUUACCGCCAAAAUGGUUGAUACACUGAGUCCUCAGGUUACAAGUAGUGUAAUGUGGUGUUUAAAACAUUGGUGUAGGUCAUAUCUACUGCCUGAUGAAAACUACUAUAAUCAGGUGAGCAAGGCGUUAUGGGCAGCAUUUGGACGUGAUACAGACGGUGCUCAGUGGACGAUAUCAUUCUUGCUGGACAAAGUAAUGGUAUCACUGAGUGCCUGGAAUGCUGAGGAGAAAACUAUGAUGGAUAUUCUGCAAUUUCUUGUCAUUCUUAUGGACAAUAAAACCAGAGCACAGUACAUUACAAAGAGUGAGGGUCUAUGGACCUUGGUAAGACAUCUUGCCCAUAACCAAGUGCCAUUCUGUAACCUGCCUGCUAAAGCCCUGAGACUUGUCUACAAGGCCUGUGUUUUAGCUGGAGCUGGUGUGGACAACCAGAUGAGUGGGGAAUACUGGCAACUGGUACUGAAGACCCUUCAAGACAAAUUCUAUCACUUGGUAACAGCAGAGGGAUUUGCCAAGAACUGUCAAUCGGCAGACACCAAAGAAGAGGUCAUCAAACUAUUGGAGAGCCUCUGUGGGGUGGCUAAAGGGUCAAGGGUCAAUAACAUCGAUAAAAUAUUUGAUUUUCUGCUGCCAUUGAUGCAACAUUGUGUUACUUUGUUAGAUUUAUAUCACAACCAUGAAGAUGUUGUGCCAUUGAUUCUAGAGUUACUGGUAGAAGUUGUUCAGAAACAGCUGUGCUUCCUUAAUAAUACCAGAUCAAAGACCUUGUAUGAAGUCUGUCUAGCUGCAAUACAGAUGUAUUCUAAACAUAAUAAAGGAAAACGUGUGAAGGAUGCUAGUGAGGAGGAAGAAGAGAGGUACAAUGAUAUUCUCCUUGUUAUGGAACUUCUAACAAACCUUCUCUCCAAAGACUUUGUUGACUUCGGGGAACCAGAUGACAAAACAAAUGGCGAGGAUAGUUCUGUAACAGCUGUCGAUGUUGUCCUGUUUGGCCUGAAUACCAUUAUACCACUCAUGACGGAGGACCUGCUCAGGUUUCCAAACUUGUGUUCACAGUAUUUCAAGCUUGUAGCAUUCCUGACAGAAAUUCAUCCUGACAAAUUUACCUCCUUACCUGAAGAGUUGUUCAAGACGCUCAUGGUCUCCUUGGAGCUUGGUCUUGUUUCAUAUGGUGCAGAUAUAAGCAAGCUGUGUUUAGAAUGUAUAUAUUCCUUGGGAACACAUGUAUUCCAGAACAACCUGGCGGGAACCUUAAUACACAAUACUCUCAAACAUUUCCUUAAGAUUGUGUUCCGAAUGUUGCUUCUAGAGAAUUUCAACAUGGACCUCCUUGACACAGCCAGUUCAUCCUUGUUUUGCCUCAUCUGUUGUCAUACGGAGGAGUAUCAGCACCUAGUACACGAGAUCCUAGACACUCAUAUAGAUCAGGCAUACAAGACACGCCUCCUGGAGGCAUUCAACAACCUAACUCCACCUUCUCUGUCUUUGACAGUCAGUAGACACAAUAAAUUGAUAUUUAUGGAGAAUUUCAACAGCUUCUUGAUAAAUGUUAGAGGAUUUUUGUGUGUGAAAUGAUGCACUUUUUACAAACUAUGCAAUAUAUGUUCUGCUGAGAGGAAUUUUAGUGAUUACACAUAUGUGGAGGGUACACAGUAUGUUUGCAAAAAGCUCAUGUUCAAAAUAUUAUGCACAGGUACACAGGCAUUAUUUAUUAUUUAUAAUCAAAAAGUGCUAUGAUUGGAAGAAAAGGGUAAAGAGACUGAAGUUGGAAUCCUACUCAUUAGUGAUUAAUGUGAAAUCUGUUAUUGCAGGUCAAUGAUAUGUUACCAGUGUCCUGCAUGUAACACCAUUCGUUCAAGAUGUAAUGCUUAUAGCACUAUAUAUUACAGAUGUUAUGCAUGUACCAUCGUGCAUAACAGAUGUCCAAGCACAUACAUUAUAGAUGUACCAGCAUCUGAUAUCACAGAUGUCGUAGCAUUGAUAUCAUAUCUUUAUAAAUUAAAUACUUGCUUUGGAUAAAUUAUAUAACUGUAUUGCCAUGGGAGACUGUGGCCCAGAACAGAAUCUUGACCUGUAUAUGUACAGAGUAAGGGGCCGAUUGCCAGACAGAGAGAGAUGAGAUUUUGCAAACUUGAAGGAACAAAAAAUACUGUGAUAAAGUGUAUUAUACAGCUAUAGUGUGUCUUAAAAUAAAAAUAAAAGGUUGAAUUGCUGUGACUGUAGUGAAUGUACUAAAGCCAUAGAAACUAAGAUACCAUGAAGUCUGGCUCAAAUGGAGUGUAAUUCAGGAAUUAGGGAAUAUUAUUUUAACAUACUUGAUACUUUCUUUUAAAUGUCUUUUAGAGUUUUUGAAUAAAAGGUGGUCUUAUUUUGUUUUUUUACCAGGAUGGUUGUGUUCAAUCAACAGAAUUACCUAAAUUAUGAACAAGUACAUAUUGUGUUUUGGAGUCAAUAAAAAACCAGUGUAUAGUUGUGUUGAUGCAAUUUAGUUACAGUUUUAAUACUCACAUAAUUUGAACAACCCUGUUGAUAGGGAAAACCUUUCCUUGUUUUGUUAAGGUAUUUUCAUUUUCUGUUGAAUGAAAGUCAAACUUUACAUAAUCUUUAUUUUGAUCUAUUAAAAGAUGCAUAAAUAAUGCAAAUAUUUGCUCAGA
This is a messenger RNA of Mercenaria mercenaria, 4535 nucleotides long. Its product is annotated as exportin-4-like. NCBI's taxonomy places the organism in Eukaryota, Metazoa, Mollusca, Bivalvia, Venerida, Veneridae. The transcript is spliced from 24 exons. The record is from RefSeq and is a predicted model, not a curated record. The coding region runs from base 22 to 3456 and encodes 1144 amino acids. Gene Ontology annotation, cellular component: cytoplasm; nuclear pore. Gene Ontology annotation, biological process: protein export from nucleus. Gene Ontology annotation, molecular function: nuclear export signal receptor activity.